AUGCAAAGCCAGCUGACGGCCAGGCACCAUAUGAGGGUUAACGGUCAGGAGAGGGUCACCAAAACACAUGACAGUCUCCAGGAGAGGGUCACCAAAACAUAUGACAGUCUCCAGGAGAGGGUCACCAAAACAUAUGACAGUGUCCAGGAGAGGGUCACCAAAACAUAUGACAGUCUCCAGGAGAGGGUCACCAAAUCAUAUGACAGUCUCCAGGAGAGGGUCACCAAAACAUAUGACAGUCUCCAGGAGAGGUUCACCAAAACAUAUGACAGUCUCCAGGAGAGGGUCACCAAAACAUAUGACAGUCUCCAGGAGAGGGUCACCAAAACAAAUGACAGUCUCCAGGAGAGGGUCACCAAAACAUAUGACAGUCUCCAGGAGAGGGUCACCAAAAUACAUGACAGUCUCCAGGAGAGGGUCACCAAAACAUAUGACAGUCUCCAGGAGAGGGUCACCAAAACACAUGACAGUCUCCAGGAGAGGGUCACCAAAACAUAUGACAGUCUCCAGGAGAGGUUCACCAAAACAUAUGACAGUCUCCAGGAGAGGGUCACCAAAACAUAUGACAGUCUCCAGGAGAGGGUCACCAAAACAUAUGACAGUCUCCAGGAGAGGUUCACCAAAACAUAUGACAGUCUCCAGGAGAGGGUCACCAAAACAUAUGACAGUCUCCAGGAGAGGGUCACCAAAACAUAUGACAGUCUCCAGGAGAGGGUCACCAAAAUACAUGACAGUCUCCAGGAGAGGGUCACCAAAACAUAUGACAGUCUCCAGGAGAGGGUCACCAAAACACAUGACAGUCUCCAGGAGAGGGUCACCAAAACAUAUGACAGUCUCCAGGAGAGGUUCACCAAAACAUAUGACAGUCUCCAGGAGAGGGUCACCAAAACAUAUGACAGUCUCCAGGAGAGGGUCACCAAAACAUAUGACAGUCUCCAGGAGAGGGUCACCAAAACAUAUGACAGUCUCCAGGAGAGGGUCACCAAAAUACAUGACAGUCUCCAGGAGAGGGUCACCAAAACAUAUGACAGUCUCCAGGAGAGGGUCACCAAAACACAUGACAGUCUCCAGGAGAGGGUCACCAAAACAUAUGACAGUCUCCAGGAGAGGUUCACCAAAACAUAUGACAGUCUCCAGGAGAGGGUCACCAAAACAUAUGACAGUCUCCAGGAGAGGGUCACCAAAACAUAUGACAGUCUCCAGGAGAGGGUCACCAAAACAUAUGACAGUGUCCAGGAGAGGGUCACCAAAACAUAUGACAGUCUCCAGGAGAGGGUCACCAAAACAUAUGACAGUCUCCAGGAGAGGGUCACCAAAACAUAUGACAGUCUCCAGGAGAGGUUCACCAAAACAUAUGACAGUCUCCAGGAGAGGGUCACCAAAACAUAUGACAGUCUCCAGGAGAGGGUCACCAAAACAUAUGACAGUCUCCAGGAGAGGGUCACCAAAACAUAUGACAGUCUCCAGGAGAGGGUCACCAAAACAUAUGACAGUCUCCAGGAGAGGGUCACCAAAAUACAUGACAGUCUCCAGGAGAGGGUCACCAAAACAUAUGACAGUCUCCAGGAGAGGGUCACCAAAACAUAUGACAGUCUCCAGGAGAGGGUCACCAAAACAUAUGACAGUCUCCAGGAGAGGGUCACCAAAACAUAUGACAGUCUCCAGGAGAGGGUCACCAAAACACAUGACAGUCUCCAGGAGAGGGUCACCAAAACAUAUGACAGUCUCCAGGAGAGGUUCACCAAAACAUAUGACAGUCUCCAGGAGAGGGUCACCAAAACAUAUGACAGUCUCCAGGAGAGGGUCACCAAAACAUAUGACAGUCUCCAGGAGAGGGUCACAAAAACACAUGACAGUCUCUAG
Haliotis rufescens (red abalone) is the source of this 1863-nucleotide messenger RNA. RefSeq lists its product as uncharacterized. Lineage: Eukaryota; Metazoa; Mollusca; Gastropoda; Lepetellida; Haliotidae. Bases 1 to 1863 code for a protein of 620 amino acids. Gene Ontology annotation, biological process: lipoprotein metabolic process; cell surface receptor signaling pathway; lipid transport. Gene Ontology annotation, cellular component: membrane; extracellular region. Gene Ontology annotation, molecular function: transmembrane signaling receptor activity; lipid binding. The record is from RefSeq and is a predicted model, not a curated record. The transcript has 2 exons.